UUUUUCAUAUUCGUUUUUGUUUUCUUUUAGGCCGUUAUUAUCCUUUCUAUGGCGAUAAUAUCAGAGUCGUCCGUGCCACAGCCCAGAGCACCAAACUUCCAGUACUUUGAAAGACCGAAAUACCGUUAUCCAUACUACGACGAGAAUGGUAAAGGCAAACUGUUGUACGGCUACGGUGGUCCAGACUUGUAUCAAUACAAAUCCUACUCACCGCUAGAGGGCAUUCAUUAGGUAUUUUACAUCAGUAAUCAUAUUAAACCAAUCACUAGUUGUAUAAUAGGAUUA
Molecule: messenger RNA, 285 nt
Organism: Papilio machaon (common yellow swallowtail)
Lineage: Eukaryota; Metazoa; Arthropoda; Insecta; Lepidoptera; Papilionidae
Exons: 2
Coding region: 49-231 (60 amino acids)
Source: RefSeq, a predicted model, not a curated record